Molecule: messenger RNA, 5268 nt
Organism: Prorocentrum cordatum
Lineage: Eukaryota; Dinophyceae; Prorocentrales; Prorocentraceae
Source: the annotation of a GenBank genome assembly
AUGGUGUAUACGGCAGGCAACCAUCUGUAUCCCGAGGGGCGGGCCGACUAUACCUCAGUGGUGAAGUGGACUGGCAAGCGAGUGUACCCGCCUGGCACGACCAAUGUGGUUGCCUUCAGCCGGCCCCUGACGGACGAGGAGCUCCUCAGCGUCGUCAAGCGGGGCCGCGGUGAGGCGAUCGCUGACCACGGCAACGCGGCCGCCACAUGGGCCGGGACAGGUGUGACCUGGACCGGUCGCCGCCUCGCAGUGCCGGACGUGAUGGCGGUCGACGCGCCGAGGGUGAGACUGUCGCCGAACGCCGUCGUCCGGGGCAGGUAUGGCGUCGACCAGGACCCGCGGGGCGAGUGGUUCCCGAUCGAGUUCGUGACGGACGACGCGAUGGAGCGGUGGCGCGAGGACAAGCUGGUGGCGGCCGACAAGCUCCGGCCCGCCCGCGAGGCCUUGGAGGAGAGGCUCUUCCCAGGCCGCGAGGCCGGCGCUGGCGGGACCGCCACCCCCCCGCCAGAGCCAGAGGGCGGGGGGCUUGGGCCCGAGUGCGCCGCCACUCACGAGAUGGAGGACUUGCGCACGUGCUGGAUCGACACCGACGAGACCGGUGCCAGGUUCAAGGAGUGGAGGAAGGUCGUGCAGGAGAGCACACAGGAGAUCUUCUCGGACUCGAGCAUCCGUGGGCCCCCUGCCUGCCUCGAGAUUUGUCGUAAGAUGUAUCGCCAUGGUGGCACACCCAAGAUGUGGUUUCAGGAGUGGUGCAAGGAGCAGGGCGUAACCAGGAAGGAUCGCGCCUACCACGAGGUGCAGACCUUGAUCGAGGUGCUGUACCUGGCGGGGACCUAUGACCAGCUCAACAUGGGCGCCCUGGCGUCGUUGGAGGUGGUCUCGCGGCGGCUGUUGCAGUAUGUGGAGGCCUACGCGCACGGGGCCGAGAACGCGAACUGGGGCGCGGCGAAGCACCUGGGCGGCACGACCAACCCGCUCGACUUGGUGCCCGACGCGCUCCGAAGCUAUGCCAGCCGACUGUCCAAGGAGGAGCAGGAGCUGGAGGCGCUGCGGAUGCGGUCCCGUGUCCCCGGCGCUGCUCCAGCCGACGGCGCGGGCGCGGCAGCCGCGGCCCUGCCGGCGGCGCCGCGGCCGGCGCUGAGGGAGGUGAUGCGGCCGGCAAGGGCCGCGGCCGAGGGAGGCGGGUGCCCGACCGUCUCCCGCAGAACCAAGGGCAGUUCGGGGCUCCGUGGGUCGGCCUGCCUGCCCAUAGCCCCGCUGGCGGCGCUCCCGGACGACUGGUGCGACGGCCUGACGCCUGGUCAGCGGCGCCGCUGGCUGCGAGACGACAACGCAGCCUGCAAGAGCUUGAAUUACUUGCACGGUGGUGAGCAUCGCAGUGGCACGGCGCCCGAGGGGAGCGUUAGCCAGCGUAGGAUGGAUCUCAUCAGGGCCGAUGUGCAGCAGCGCGUCUUCUCGGCGGCUCGUCGCUGGAUUGAUGUUGACAGCGCCAUCACAGAGCAGGAGGCUUUGGCCAAGCUUCUGAAGGGCAAGGCGGGCUACGCUCCCCUUGGCUCUACCAGCAUGGGCUCCUACGAGUGCUCGCGGGUCAGCUUGCCGGACUACGUCCUGGACGCCCCCAGUCUGGCCCAGAUGCUACCUGCGGAGGCGAGGAUUUUUCUCGAGGAGUACUCCACCAAGAUGCUGCUUCCCCCUCGUGAGGCGGCGCUAAUACGAGAGCUUCAUGGACUUCCUGGUUGUCAUACUGACCCUCUGCUGCUCCAACGUCCUCGGAGCUACGCGAAGUUCGUGAGACGAGCGCUCAGGAUCGGGCUCAAGAAGGAUGGUGAGCGCCUGCGCCUCAUCGUGGACUGUAGACGCAGCAAUGCUCUUUUUCGUCCCCCGCCUGGUGUCGACUUGCUGUCAGGUGAAGGGCUUGGCCGCAUCGAGGUGCCGGUGUUUAAGGAGGGGGACCUCAGCGAGCUGCGCGUUGUCCUGGGGGUCGGCGACGUCGCCGACUGCUUCCAUCGGAUGAAGCUGGACGGCGACAUUCGGCGCUAUUUCUGCUGGCCGCCGCUGCUGGCCUCUGCCACAGGCGAGACCCUCAUCGAGGGUCAGGCGGCCGGCGACUCAGAGAUGGUGUGGCCCAUGAGUCAGAGCUUGCCGAUGGGCUUCUCAUGGUCGCUCUUCUUCGCGCAGGCGGCCAACCAGUCGCGGCUCGAUCGGCAGCCGUCCUUGGCAAAGAGCUUGCGGCUCAGUGAUCGAGGGCCGCCUCUUGUCCUUCGCCGCGGGCCACAUAGUGAGAACCUCGGCCACUUCAUGUACGUCGACAACGCCGGCGUCCUUGGCUUGUCGGACACCGCCGUCCGCUCAGCCCUUCACGAAGCCCAGACUGAUUUCGAUCGUGACCAUCUCAAGUUUCAUGAGGUUGAACUUCACGUGGGAGGUGGUCGUACACUGGGCUGCCACCUGGAUGGAGCGAGGCUCUGCACGCGGCCUACGGACGAGAGGUUCGCAACCGUGCGGAAGGGCCUGCGAUGUCUCCUCAGGCAGCGCAAGGUUGCCGGGUGGCAGCUUGAGAUGGUGCUGGGCCACAUGACGUUCAUGGCCUUGGUUCGGCGCGAGCUGCUGUCUAUCUUUCACGCAGUGUACGCUUUCUUGACGAGCAGCUAUCACACCUUUUCAGUCCUUUGGCCCACUGUUCGAGAGGAACUGGAGUGCUUCUUGGGAUUGAUGGUGAUGCUCGAGGCUCGCUGGGACCGCGACUGGAUGCCUUUCGUUUACUCGUCGGACGCCAGCCUCUACGGAUACGGCGUCGCAGAGGCGGAGUUUGACUCUGCCCAGGUGGCUCUAGUCGGCCGCAUCUCGGAGCUGAGUCGGUGGCGUUUGGGCGCUGGUCUGGCUCGUCAGCACGCCUUCGAGAGUGCCGGGUUUCUUUUGAACUCAGAGACGGGCGAGGUUGUCCGCGACGCCGAGGGGGCGCCGAGGCGGCUCGACUCCGAGCUGCUGGACAUCCUCAACAGCGAGCGCUGGGAGUGCGACCCGGCGUUCCCCGAGGUCCCGCAUGAGCUGCUUCACGAUUCCCACUGGAAGACCGUGAUGGCAGAUCGCUGGGUUUUUGCUGACGAUAUUCUGAGGCUUGAGGCCAGAGCACUGGUGAAGGCUGCCUCUCGAGCGGCCCAUUCUCAGCCAGUCAAGGACUGCCGCGGCCGCCAGCGGACGCUGAAGCGCGAGAGCCUGCCGCCGCGGGCGCCGGCCGCGGGCUCGCUGCAGGAGCCGGCGGCGAGUGCGCCUUGCAGAGUGCGCACCCUGAGCCCGGGGGCGGGCGCGAGCAGCUCUGCGGCGGCCCCGCCGGCGAGGCGAGCGCGUGUGCUGGACACGUCCCAGGGCCUGGAUGCGAGGCUCGUGGCUGCCGCCCCGCCGCACUGCCCGGCGCAGACGGACAAAGUGGAGGCCUUCCUCGAGACGCCGGCGGGCAAGCUGAUUCCAGCAAGCGCAGGCGUCCCCGCGGCGGCCGUGGACGCGGGCGCCUCACAGAGCUACGAGAGCAGCGACGUGGAGGAGCGGCGGGUGGUGACCGCCUCGCGCCGGAACCUCGAGCUUCGGGGCAAAGCUCGCGUCCGCAGGGCCAUCCAGGCCCACGGCGGCGACAUCUGGAGGCACGGCCACAACACGGGGCUGAGCUACUUGGAGAAGCGCUCGGUGGGGGCCAGGUCGCUGGAGACCUACCGAGAGUGCGCCCUCGCGUUCUGUGCCUGGGCAGGCUUCUUGCUGACAGCCAUGCCUGCGUCGGCCGUGCUGGACGUAAAGUUGGUCGAGUACAUGAACAAGCUCUUCCUCGAGGGGGUCAAGAGCUGGCGUGGAGAGAAGCGCAUUGCUGCAAUGAUGUUCUUCCACCCGGACUAUGGGAAGUCUGGUGGCCUCUACAUGCCUCGUGCCCUUCGUACUCUCAAAGGUUGGAAGCGGCUCAGCCCAUCAAGAUCGCGGAAGCCCUUGGUGUUCGCGAUAUGGGCGGGCAUCGCGGUCGAGUUGGCCAGGCUGGGCGCUCCUCUCGCCGGGGUGAUGGUGCUCAUCGUGGUGGAGUGCUAUCUUCGACCCGGCGAGAUGCUGGGGCUGACGUCGAACUCGUUCCUGCCACCAUGCAGCCACGCCGUGGACAACUGGGUGCUGCUCCUCUUCCCGGAGAGCGGCACGGCGCGCAGCAAGACGGGGUCGUCGGACGACUCGAUCCCGAUCGAUUCAGGAAGGAUGGCCUGGAUGCAUCACAUCUACCGGGCCCUUCGUGAUCGAGGGUCGUCUCAGCCGCUGCUCGGCCUGACCUACCCGCAGUUCUUGGCGCUGUUCAGGCGGGCGGCUCACAACAUCGGGGUCGACGCGGUGCCCUACCAGGGGAGACACUCCGGGGCAAGCCUGGACAGGGCCUCGAACCGCCGGACUCAAGAGGAGGUCCAGAAACGCGGGCGCUGGGCCACACUCACCUCGGUCAAGCGCUACGAGAAGGCGGGCAGGCUGAACGAGUCGUGGGAAGGCCUGUCGGAGCUCACGAAGUCGUUCUGCGUGGCUGCUCUGAGGGUGAUGGAGGAUGUCAUCCUUCUCGGUACCCCGUCAGGAGUGCCCAGUUUCUUCAGGGCCUACCACGAUUGCGAGCCCAUGAUCGUGAAACGGAGCCGCGAUGCCGUGGACAGGGCCACCGUGCUGAGCUCGAACGACAGGUCCGUUCAGGAGAUCUGGCAGUUGCACGAGGGUCUGAAGUGCUACCCGGGCCACGGAGGCACGCAGGUGUCCGUGGACCUCUCGGACGCCGCGGACGACCAUUUCACGUUGGAGGAGUGCCAGAAGAUGUGCCUCGACUCCGGAGUGUGCGAGGGCGUGAUGAUGGUGCAGGGCUGGAACCCGGGCCCGUGCCACCUCCGAGAGAAGAUCCGGCUGGACGAGUGCCGGAGGAAUCCCACGGUGUGGGACCUGUGGACGGCGCCUGGCUACGACGGGCCGAAGGAGCGAGCGGACGAGCCGUCCGAGGCCGCCGAGGAGCCGGCGCCGGAGAAGCCGGCCGCGCCGGCCCUCGAGAGGGCCCCGUGCACGCCCCGCGCCUCCGAGAAGCGCCCCCACCGCAGGGCCACGACGACGCCCGCAGGUGACGGACAGGCAGAGGGCGACGACCAGGCCUCCGACACGACGACGGCGCGCCCCGAGACAACGCGACCAGCGGCUGCGGGCGACGACGAGGACGCUAACACGCCGCGGCCGACGGCUGGCCAGGUGCAGGGCGGCGGCGACGAGGAGGACCAG